CAACAGGUCACGCUCAGUGUGAACACGUGGUCUGGGGAAGAACAAACUCGUGUCUUUGUUCAAUUCCGUCGGCGUUUUCCAUGUUUUGGUCGUUAUUUCGGUGUGUAUGUAGUACGGUGCUGGUUGGCGGUGCGGGUUUCUGCUCUUCUACUCAGGACGUGUCGCGGGCCAUGUUUGACACUUGCGCCGAGUAGCGGAGGCAGCUGUCAGUGUCACGGCGUGUUGACGGCGUGGCCGGGCACCAUUGUUCAAACAGUUAUUCCUUCCGCGAGAUCCCCGCACACUUGUUAACUCGCACUGUCGACAAAACACCCCUCCACUUUACUCUAUUAGGUAUUUUAAUGGUGGACGUUUCUAACUGCAUUUGUCGUGAGGUAAAAUCUAAAAAUAGCAACUUUGUUUCUUCCAGAUGUUUCAACAAUUUACGUUGUGUAUUUAUACACCUCGCGAGACGAGGUGGCUUAGUGACGAGUAUGAUUCGGGAGACGGUCGGUUUAGGGAGUCUGCUCAGGGAGCUGAGGCGAGCGCCAAGAAGCGCCGUGGGAACCUGCCUAAGGAGUCUGUCCGGAUUCUGAAGGGCUGGCUGUACGAGCACCGCUACAACGCGUAUCCGACCGACCAGGAGAAGGUCCACCUGUCUAAUGCGGCCGACCUGACCGUGCUGCAGGUGUGCAACUGGUUCAUCAACGCCCGCCGCCGGAUCCUCCCUGAGAUGAUCAAGAGGGACGGGAUGGACCCCCACCAGUUCACCAUCACGCGCAGGAACAAGGGCGAUAAGCCCUUCAGUGACGACGAGGACAAGUUUCCACGAAUUGACACAAACCGGAAGUUUGACUCCUCUGAGGACAGCGCCUCCAGUCGGGACUCGGACCGGUCUCCGCGUCUCGUUUCCAUGGAGACAGACGGUUACGUGUCAGACAGUGAAACGUCAUCGUCCAGUGAUUACAAUUCAGAAACGGAAUCCGUAUCAAAACAUUUCUCCCCGCGCCUGCCAUUUACCUCCUCCCUUUCAACACCCACGCCCCCGCCCUCCCCAUCCAACAAACAGGGCAAGGAUGACAUUUUCCGUUGUUUUUAUAUGCUUGUCGACGUUGCCAUCAGUCAGUUGGAAAAACAAAGACAAAUGGAAGCGAGCAAAACAAACUGACAGUCACAACACAAUCGCUAUUCGGCGAGUGGUUGAACAGACGUGCGGACAACCACGUGUGCGUGACGUCACAUGAUCGCAUUUCAUAGUUUCCCGCGCUAUUACGUCCUCUGGUGAUCUAGACAGCCCCGCUGGAGUUAGUUUAUAACGAGUAACUGGCGAACAGUUGUGGAGGGAUUGUAACCUAAACUGUAGUGUUACGGAUGCAAGUCAUGGUGUACUUUUAGCUUUGUCACGUGUUUUAAUAUCAAUCUCGUGCAGAACACUCAACGCUGUCCAAAUACGCCAUUACAGUGUCUUCUAUUUGUGAGUUUUGUUCUAGAACGUUGGGUCACUUGUCUAGUAACCUGGUUGACUAUAAGUUGUUAAACUUGACUAACACUUGGCUCACUAUUAACCCAUUUGUGACAGAAAAAACCACCCAAAAUAACAAUUCCAGGAUUUUGGCCCGACAAGCAGGUAUUCGUUAACAUUUCAAGAGUGGUUACACAUGGACUUUGUUACAUUUGUUGAGACCCAUGAGGUUUGUUACAUGGUGCACGGUAUUGACUAGGGUUUGAGUGUUUAUAACGGAUAAGCAUUGAUACGUUUUGUAUCGUUAUACUUGGCGAGGACGCCGGUAAAUGUUGCGCUGUGAAAGGCGACAUAUGCUUUGUGUACGACUUCUGGCGAUUGUAGGUCGCGCUCUGCCGCUAACCAGCUGACGGCCUGUAAUCUAGUCACGUGGUCUCGGGAGCACGUGGCGAGGUGACAGCUCGACUGGUUUUCGGCGAGACAAAGCGAUUUACCUGGAAAUAGAAUAAGUUGCUUUACGUGGAUUAAUUGUAAUGUAAAAAUUGCACAGAUGCUCGGAGAGACGGGAUUACGACUGGAGUCGUGCUUCUGCUCUAGUAUCGAUGUAAUUAGCGGCCAGACUCCACCGGUCGUACACUCACGUGUAUUUACUAAGCUGCUCAGAAGUUUUAUUCUGUGGAAUGUCGAAACGCUGGUUACCGAAUAGUUGUAUGGACCACACUGUCCGUGCAGCCGUAUCUGGACCACACUGUCCGUGCAGCCGUGUCUGGAGCACACUGUGCUAUUCAGUAGUGACACCGGGUACUUGUUAAACGUCCACCGAUCCAGUGACUGAUCGCCACGUUUAAACCUGGCCACAUUACACUGAUAAUCAUGUUGUACAAACAAUGUGUCACUGCGCCCGACAUAGAUUUCUCUGAUCGUAGUAGCAUUGCUGGUAGAUUUGACUUGUAUACAUAAUAUGACACAUAUAGUCAUGCAUUUGUCUAGUAGUUAUCCCCUGACCCAGUUAAAAACACCUAGGUACCCCCCUCUCCGAUACAAUUUGUGCAUGAUCCCAAACGUUAUAGAUUUCCCUUUAGUCGCCUUUACAGUCCGGUUUACCCUGGGGUGGUACAGUCGUAGCGCCACGCGUGCAGUAACCACAAGCACGUACUGGUGUUCUGUACUACAGCCAAACACAUUUACUAGUUUGCUCCCCAUGGACAUUCAUAUGUUGGAACGUCCCCCCCCCCCCCCUUUUUUUUUCUUUUCUUUUUUCGUUUUUUUUUUGUGUGCAAGAUUUUGCUGUCCCUAUAAUUGAUCUCCCUAGACCUGUGCACGAACACGGCUCCCAGUACACCGGUGUUCACACUAACUGCUCCCAGUACACCACUGUUCACACUAACACGGCUCCCAGUACACCAGUGUUCACACUAACACGGCUCCCAGUACACCAGUGUUCACAUUAAACGUUGAUCUUGACGUUUGUUAAACUUGUAAAACGUCGGGGUGACUGAACGUCCGUCUCAACGUUGUCAUAGUAAUAUUACAGAAAUCAGUAAUUACCUACAUUCCUUUGUGAUUGUCUGAACAUGUCUACGUGUGUCGGUUAGCGAGAGGCCGCGAUAUGAAAGACGUGUCGGUUUUAGAUUAGUUGUAGAUUUGUGUCAUCGGUAAUAAGACGUACUGACCACAAUAACCGACGUAGUACAUGUAAUACGUAUUGACAGGGCUUGUUUGUAGAAUUACUAGUAUUUAAAAACGGUGAUGGUUUCACUCGAACGGUGCUUGCAUAUGUUAUGCAUAUUUAACUUUCCGCUGAUUAUUUUGUGAUUUUUGUACAUGAUUGCAGGCAGAAUUAGUGUUUUUGUUUGAGUUUUAAGUUUAUUCCAAUACAUCGUUUUAAUUUUCCAUGUUUAUUGCAGGAUACAUUUUAUAUGCAUUAACUUUUCUAACAUUUGUAUAUUUUGAAAUGCAAUAACAAUAAUUAGAAAAAACCCA
Messenger RNA from Gigantopelta aegis, 3424 nucleotides. Its product is annotated as homeobox protein TGIF2-like. Gene Ontology annotation, biological process: regulation of transcription by RNA polymerase II. Lineage: Eukaryota; Metazoa; Mollusca; Gastropoda; Neomphalida; Peltospiridae. The record is from RefSeq and is a predicted model, not a curated record. Bases 410 to 1147 code for a protein of 245 amino acids. The transcript is spliced from 2 exons. Gene Ontology annotation, molecular function: RNA polymerase II cis-regulatory region sequence-specific DNA binding; DNA-binding transcription factor activity, RNA polymerase II-specific.